AAAGACUUCCAGUGAGCCUUGCCACAUCCCCAUCUGACUUGGGGCCAUUCAUCAGCCUUCCAAGCCUAUCAAUGACAUGUCCCCAUCAGGGCUCCUAUAAAAUAAGCCCCUUUCCCAUGAAACAUCAGCAAACAUUUUGACGGGUCUGGCUUUCCCCCCGCUGGAUUUCUCUCCCCACCCCUACACCCCGUCUCAUUCCACCCUGAUUCCCACCUCUCCCUCUCUCCUCCGCCAACACCACCCCUCUCUGGGCGAACCUCAGAUCCUCAACAUCUCCUGUGACGGGCAGUGGUCACAGGAACACAGAGCGAGACGAGGGGAGAGCCACUAAGGUGGGGGAAACGUGCACUAAGCCAUUUUCUUGGAGCAGCCAGCGUCGUUGAUGGGAAGAGGAUGCAUUGCGGGCUGCUGGAGGAGCCUGACAUGGAUUCCACAGAGAGCUGGAUUGAAAGGUGCCUUAAUGAAAGUGAGAGCAAGCGAUAUUCCAGCCACACGUCUCUGGGGAACUUGUCCACCGACGAACAUGAAGAAAAGGAAAACAACAGAGCCUCAAAACCACAUUCAACUCCAGCUACUCUGGAAUGGUUAGAAGAGAACUACGAGAUUGCUGAAGGUGUAUGCAUCCCCAGAAGUGCCCUCUACAUGCAUUACCUGGACUUCAGUGAGAAGCACGACACGCAGCCGGUGAACGCAGCAAGCUUUGGAAAGAUUAUAAGGCAACAGUUUCCAGCACUAACCACCAGAAGAUUGGGAACCAGGGGCCAGUCAAAGUAUCACUACUAUGGCAUCGCAGUGAAGGAGUCGUCUCCGUACUACGACGUGAUGUACUCCAAGAAAGGAGCGGCGUGGGUGAACGAGACGGGGAAGAAAGAGGUCACGAAGCAGACAGUGGCGUAUUCACCGCGCUCCAAACUGGGGACGCUCCUGCCAGAGUUCCCAAAUGUCAAAGACCUAAAUUUGCCUGCCAGCCUGCCAGAGGAGAGGGUGUCGACCUUCAUCAUGAUGUACAGAACACACUGUCAGAGGAUACUGGACACUGUUAUCCGAGCCAACUUUGACGAGGUUCAAAGCUUCCUGCUGCACUUCUGGCAGGGCAUGCCCCCCCACAUGCUGCCUGUCCUCGGCUCCCCCACUGUGGUGAACAUCGUCGGCGUCUGCGACUCCAUCCUCUACAAGGCCAUUUCCGGGGUUCUGAUGCCCACCGUCCUUCAAGCACUGCCUGACAGUUUGACUCAGGUUAUCCGAAAAUUUGCCAAACAACUUGACGAAUGGCUUAAAAUAGCACUUCACGACCUUCCCGAAAACCUGAGAAAUAUCAAAUUUGAGUUGUCCCGGAGAUUCUCUCAGAUCCUGAAGCGGCAAACGUCGUUAAACCAUCUAUGUCAGGCGUCCCGGACUGUAAUAAACAGUGCGGAUAUCACUUUUCAAAUGCUGGAGGACUGGAGGAACGUGGACCUGAACAGCAUCACCAAGCAGACACUUUACACUAUGGAGGACUCUCAGGAGGAGCACAGGCGGAUCAUCAUCCAGCUGUAUCAGGAGUUUGACCGCUUAUUGGAGGAGCAGUCCCCGAUCGAGGCGUACAUCGAGUGGCUGGAUUCCAUGGUGGACCGCUGCGUCGUCAAGGUGGCAGGAAAGAGGCCCGGUUGCCUGAAGAAGGUGGCUCAACAGUUCCUGCUGAUGUGGUCGUGUUUUGGUACCAGAGUCAUCCGGGAUAUGACCCUCCACAGCGCGCCCAGCUUCGGCUCCUUCCACCUGAUCCAUCUCAUGUUUGAUGACUAUGUGCUUUACCUGUUGGAGUCUCUGCACUGUCAGGAGAGAGCCAACGACCUGAUGAGGGCCAUGAAGGGCGAGGGGGUCACAGCAGAACCAGAGGAGGAAUUCACGCUUUCAGAAACCACUCCCACCUCCCCGUCUCCAGGGUCAUACUCCCCUGCUCGAUCAGUCAACUCCGUCAGCGUCUCCUCGGUUGGUUCUCCCACAGCUGCGGUGUCCCCGGAGUUCACCGGAGUGAGCGCCUCCACAGGUGCUGUGCAGUCAUAUACCUGGUCCCUUACAUACACAGUGACAACAGCUGGUGGUUCUACUCCGGAGGCUGGACAGCAGCUGUCCUGCAUGAGGAGCAGCGCUCCGGCCCCCCCUCCGUCCUCCACCCACCGGAUGCCGGUUUAUCCCCACAGAGAAGAGCACGGUUACCCUGGUAGCUACAACUACAGCAGCUACAGCAAUCAGCAUCCUCACUCCAUCCAGGGCCAGUAUCCCAGUCUGGCACACGAGGCGGCAAUCCCAGCCCCCCUUCACUACUCCACCUACCACCGCUCAUCUGCACAGUACCAACAGAUGUCUCGAAUGGAGCCCUGUCUGAUGGGCAGUACUCCUCGUUUGCACCCUUCGCCUGUCGCCCCCCGGUGGCCGGAUGUGUCCCCUGCCAACAGCUGUUACACGAGCCCACCUUUGCAUUCAUCCCGUUACGCCCCCUCUGGGGACAUGUACUCUCCCCUAGGCCCUCGCAGGAACUCGGAGUAUGAACAUUCGCAGCAUUUUCCUGGCUUUGCGUACAUAAAUGGUGAAGCCACCACAGGCUGGGCCAAAUAAAACAAUUCUGUGGAUUUUAUUGUACAAGCUCCAGACCUGCCAUGCCAGCAGGCACACAAGUACUUUCAUUCAAGUGCAAGUAAAAAUGUGUGAGUAAAGAGGUGGAAGUGCCAUCGCGAGGAGACAGGAACACUGGUUGGAAUGACAAUUCCAAGCGAUUCAAUCACAAGGGUGAUUGUGGCUUAAAUGAGAAGUGGUUUAUUUAACUUUAAAAAUGUUAAAGGGAGAAUUAAAAAAAAACCUAACUACUGUCAAAACUUGCAGCAUUAUUAUUUUAGGAGUGCAAUGCUGCCGCCGAGCUGUGCCUUCGUUUUAAGGAAUGUACACCUCUGCCGAGUUUCGCUGAAAGGUCAGAGCUCACGUCACCUCAACAACAGUCAGGACCGGCUGCGCUUUUCGCCGUUGCAAUCCCUGUGAUGACGCCCCUUCCUCGUGUUGCUCAGCCCUAUCGUCAUGAACGGCUGUUCUGCCUUAACUCUCACCUGGAACACCUUUUUUUUUUAUUGCAACAGAGUUCUGUCCAUUGACCCAUAUAAGGUGUCUCAAUAUUUCCAGUCAAAGAGUUUUUUAAUGGUUGACUCAACAAAUAUGGUUUUUUGCUGUUUUUCUGUGACACACUCUCAGAUGCAUACAAUACACAUGUGUAUGUAUUCUCUGUGACUUUGUAACAUGGUGUAUCCUUUAUUUUCUAUGUUACAGUUGGUACUUUGUCUAUGUUUUGUAUGAUUAGUAAAGGAUGCAUUAACUUAGAGAUGUGUGUUUUAUAAUGCACUCAAAGCCACUAAGGACCUAUUACCCUAUGGGUAUUUAUAGAAAAGGGAAAGUAUCAAAGUGUACAGUAACAUGAGGUCUAGAAACUCUUCUGUAAAUACCAUGAAAGCACUGGAACACAUAUGUGGUGACAGUUUAACUAUCACAGCUGAAAGUUAUGUAUAUGUGAAAAAUAUGCUGCCACAUAAAUAAUUUCUCUAUUUAAAAAUGA
Molecule: messenger RNA, 3577 nt
Organism: Oryzias latipes (Japanese medaka)
Lineage: Eukaryota; Metazoa; Chordata; Actinopteri; Beloniformes; Adrianichthyidae
Gene: rfx4
Product: regulatory factor X, 4
Biological process (GO): regulation of transcription by RNA polymerase II
Molecular function (GO): DNA-binding transcription factor activity, RNA polymerase II-specific; RNA polymerase II cis-regulatory region sequence-specific DNA binding
Source: RefSeq, a predicted model, not a curated record